Messenger RNA from Tarenaya hassleriana, 1123 nucleotides. Its product is annotated as BES1/BZR1 homolog protein 1-like. Gene Ontology annotation, biological process: DNA-templated transcription; brassinosteroid mediated signaling pathway. Bases 114 to 938 code for a protein of 274 amino acids. The transcript has 2 exons. Gene Ontology annotation, molecular function: DNA-binding transcription factor activity. NCBI's taxonomy places the organism in Eukaryota, Viridiplantae, Streptophyta, Magnoliopsida, Brassicales, Cleomaceae. The record is from RefSeq and is a predicted model, not a curated record.
UCUCCUCCUCGUGAAGGGAAACCUCGUCUCUCUCUCCUCGAGAAUUACGCUGCACUAACCACAAAACCCAUCCACGGCCAGAAAAAUACGAGAGAGAGAGAGAGAGAGAGAGAAUGACGGCAGCGGGAGGAGGAGCGAGGACGCCGACGUGGAAAGAGAGGGAGAAUAACAAGAGGAGAGAACGUCGCCGGCGAGCCGUUGCGGCGAAGAUUUUCGCCGGACUUAGAGCUCAGGGCAACUUCAGACUCCCCAAGCACUGUGACAACAACGAAGUCCUCAAAGCCCUUUGCGCCGAUGCCGGUUGGAUCGUCGAAGACGAUGGCACCACCUACCGAAAGGGGUCCAGACCAAUACUGGCGGACAGCACAGGCGCGACCCCGCCGCGCGUGAGCGCGUGCUCCUCGGUGCAGCCAAGCCCACAAUCCUCGGCCUUCCCCAGCCCGGUUCCUUCGUACCAUGCGAGCCCGGCCUCGUCCUCAUACCCGAGUCCAACCCGGUUCGACCACAACCCGACCCGGUUCGACUCGAACCCCUCGGCCUACCUCCUCCCAUACCUCCAAAACCUGGCGUCCACCGGAAACCUACCUCCCCUGCGAAUUUCCAACAGUGCCCCUGUCACUCCGCCGCUUUCUUCCCCCAGAGGAUCGACCCCGAAGCUACCCCUGUGGCAAAUCAGUAAUUUCGCCGUCUCCGCCCCGUCCAGCCCGACACGGGGUCUACUCAAUCGCACCGCGAUUCCCGAAUGCGACGAGUCGGAGGUUUCGACGGUGGAUUCCGGUCGGUGGGUCUGUUUUCCGGCGGCUGUGGCUCCGCCGUCGCCGACGUUUAACCUGGUGGAACAAAGCUUAUUGGUAAAGCCGAGGGAGGGUGAGAAGAUUCACGAGGUCGGGGUGGAUGACUUGGAGCUCACGCUAGGAAACGCCAAAGCACGCGGUUGAGGAGGGGCAUUAUCGUAAAAUCACUACCAUUCGAUUGACCCGGUCAAUUUGAUCGAGCCUUCUCCUCCUCUAACCUUUUUAGCUUCUAGUGUUUCGUCGUGUUCUUCCUCUGUAUUUCCAUGUACAGGCCACUUGUAUUUCAAUCUAAUUUCAUUUUAAAUCAAAAGUAGUAGUUUAUAAAUUUA